ACCACACCUACAGGCUGACACGCUUUACCAACCUAUCAAACAGGAAGUCUUUGUACAGAAUAAAGAAACACCUAAAAAAAAACCCUAAAGAACUGAAACAACAUAAUGGAGUCUUACAAAUUAACAGAAUUAUCUGGUAAUGAAAAUUUUAACCCUGAAGAGGAAAAAAAAUUAGCUGCUUCCAACCAUCUCUCUGAGCUGCGGCUUAUCCUUUUGGGUUGGCGGUGGCCUGGGAAAAGCCUGACUGGAAACACUAUACUGGGGCGUGAAGAAUUUCGGCUAGAACGAGCAGCUGAAUUCUCUGUGAAGCGUGAUGCAGAGCGCCACGGUCGCAAGCUGACUGUUGUGGAUACGCCAGGAUGGUUUUCAGCUCAGACCACUCCAACAGCUUAUCAACAGGAGAUGGCUCGUAGCCUGGGUAUGUGCCCACCGGGGCCACAUGCUUUCCUACUUGUCGUGCCUGUAGGCAUGUUCACAGAAAUGGACCGAGCAAGAAUCGAGGAGAACUUGGUGGUGUUUGGUGAGGCCGUGUGGAGGCACACCAUGGUGGUGUUUACAUGGGCUGAAGUGCUGAAGAACAUGCCGAUUGAGAGACACAUCCGGCGCCAGGGUAAUGCACUGCAGUGGGUGCUGGACAAGUGUAAGAAAAGAUACCAUGUCAUUAACAAUGACACAUUCGGAGAGCACACACAGGUCCCGCAGCUGAUUAAAAAGUUGGAAGAGAUGGUAGCUGAGGAGGGCGGGCACUUCAUACCCAUGAAAGAGGAAGCAAAAGUCCAGAAUCAGGAUUCAGCUGAAGCUAUUGAUGAAAACUCAAACCCAAAAGAGGUGAAAGAGAAGCGUGAGCUUGGAGCUCGGCCCAAAGAGAACUGUUCUUUCAGCUCACUGCAGACUGUUGAGAGUCCCUAAAAUUUGAUUGAAGGAUCAUCUGAUUGAAAGAUGGGAACCGGAGAGUGAAUUCGUGCUGCUUUAUUACAUUCCUUGAUCUGAUGUGUUUUAUCUUUUAUUUAGUGAAUAUCUGCAGCUACAGGAAAUAACAAUUUAUUUACCUAAAACCAUGAAGUGAUGUAUUUAUUUUAAAUUGUGGUUGUAAAAAAAAAAAGAAGAAGAAGACAAACAGUUGAUCAGUUCUAACAAAGUUUUUACACUGUUAUAAUAAGGACUCAUUUUACUUGUAGCUACAUUAUUUCCCUUUUGUAUUGCUAUAUUAUUAUUAUUGUAUCCAAUAUUUCUCAGUUUCUUUUAAUUCAUUAAACAACCAAACUUGUGCCUUGACUAAAAUCUGCAAUUACCAACAUGAGCACAAGCAAUAAUAAAACAUCUAAAUGAGAAGGACAGAAACUUAUAAUUAGUAUCCUCCUCAUUUAGAUUUCUAAACCUUUGUUUAGCACAACUUGAAAACACAUUGAUGUUUUUGUAUUAACAUAUGAAGGUUUUUGUUGUUGUUAAAAUGUACUUUUGGGAACAUUUUUUAAAGGAGGAGAGAUACUUUUUUUUGACUGCUGUAAUUUUUUUUAUUGAGUUCUGUAUAUUUAACUUCUUUCGUGGUUCUUUUCAUUGUUCGAAAUUUAAUAAUAUUCAACAGAAACUGGACAAUGGUCAAGUUUUCACCAAGACAAACAGGGAAAUAGUAACUGCACAUUUUUGUUCUAACUAGUACACUAUUUUUUUUCUCAGCAGCAAUAAUACCAUACCACACUAUAAUACUGUUAUUUAAUGAAAAGUUUAUUGAUGAUGUUUCGAGAGAUACAUGCUGAUUUUGUUAUAUUUUAUUGUUUUUUAACACAAAAAAUGUCAUAAUAUAUAUGAUAUUAUGGUACCUGGAGUUUAAUAUAUCUGCUCAUAUAUAAAUUAAUUAACAGGUUAAAUAAUUUCACCUCUGUGUGCUGUACUUUUGCAAUCAGUAGAAUUUCUAUGAUUAAAAGAAAGUGUGAUCCAA
This is a messenger RNA of Tachysurus vachellii, 1939 nucleotides long. It is a transcript of the gene gimapl, whose product is annotated as GTPase IMAP family member 9. The record is from RefSeq and is a predicted model, not a curated record. Bases 106 to 909 code for a protein of 267 amino acids. The transcript has 3 exons. Gene Ontology annotation, molecular function: GTP binding. NCBI's taxonomy places the organism in Eukaryota, Metazoa, Chordata, Actinopteri, Siluriformes, Bagridae.